Messenger RNA from Spodoptera frugiperda (fall armyworm), 2882 nucleotides. RefSeq lists its product as uncharacterized. The record is from RefSeq and is a predicted model, not a curated record. The transcript is spliced from 7 exons. Bases 316 to 1737 code for a protein of 473 amino acids. Lineage: Eukaryota; Metazoa; Arthropoda; Insecta; Lepidoptera; Noctuidae.
AAAUGUACGUGGAGUCGAUGCUCGUACGCCGAACGCGAUAUUUGAAUUUAAACAUCGAAUUUUCAUUUAUUUAAAGUGUUCUAGCGUAAUAAAAUUGUUUAUGUAUAUUUUCGCGUGUAGCAACAUUUUAUAGUUAGCGGAAUACGUGUUUGCACUAGAGUAGCCGGUAAAUUGAGUCAUGGACUGUCAUAUCUUAGUGAAGAAGUGAUUUCCUAUAGUAUUUAAUUUAUUUAUUAAAAUAUAUUUAAUUUAUAACAUUAACGUGUUGUGUGUUGGCUGUUUGUGAAUACUGGGACAUUAAUAAAAAAAAGAACCAUGGCGAGAAUAAGCUUGCUACUAGUGAUAGCGUGCCAGCUAAUCACGAUCCCGUCCAUCAGAACUGAUGAUGAGAACCCGUUCCUGGACCUGGCAUCAUCAUUCCUGCAGAACAUGGGAGAUGGUGGCAACAACAUGAAUGGCUUGGCAGCUAUAGGAAGCAUCGUUGGGAACCUCAUGCAGGGAGACAAUGCCAAGAACUUGGGCGCCAUGUUUGGUCAAACUGAUAAUGGCAAUGCCGGUGAUAUGCUAUCAGGUCUGGGCAGCCUACUAGGUGGUCAAGAUGGCAAGAUAGAUCCAGCACUAGUAGGAUCCAUGAUAUCCAUGUUUGCCCAGCAGAUGGGAACCACACAGUCCUCAAAACCAGCCAGGCAGAAGAGAGAGAAUAAGGAACCUGGAGAACUCAACUUGGAAAGCAUGAUGACUUUGGCAUCAGGUCUCCUCGGCAACAAGAACGCUGGAGGAUUUAUGCCCUUAGUAAUGAACGUUUUAAGUUCAUUUUCGGAUAGCGAGACUCAGAAACGAGCUGAUGAGCAUAAGGACCAUGCUUCCUUCUUGCCUCCGUUCUUGGAGAAGGCUCAUUUGUAUUGGGACAUCUUCAUAAACUCAGAGUUGGGUAAAACUAUUUGGGAAAAGUCUGGUUUGAAGCGAGGACUGAAGGCGUUUACAGGACCUGAUGGCAAGAUCAGUUUCCAGCAAAUGUUCAAGAACUUUGAGAAUCACUCGUUCAGGAGACACUGGAUUAAGGCUGCAGCGAAAUAUUUGACUGACAUGGUGGUCCAUGUCGCUAAACCUGAAGUUUACAGCAGGUACCUGAUCUCGGCCCAGUACAUCACGAACAGCUUCCUGGACUCCCAAGGCUUCCCCAAGAGCACACACUUCAACGUGAAGAAACCAGAACAGUCCCUCACCACACUGCUGAACCAUGUGCUGAAGAAGUACCUGGAUAUGGACACCGAUGUCGGUGAAUACGUGGUGCCGGCUGUGGAGUAUGUCAAGCAAACCCUGAAGAUGGCAGAAGCAACCACAAAGACCAUGUCUACCAGAGGCGACUACAACGCCAUUGCCGACCGCCUGACUGACACCCUCAACCUGGAGGUCAUUGAACCCGUGCUGAGGGUGUACCGAGCAUACCAGCACUCGGUGAAGGCUCCUCACUGCCAGGAACAUCUCAUGUGUCUGGUUAACAGACAUCAUGAUCAGGAUAAGAAAGGUAUACCAGGCUUCAAGGCUGGUCUCACGAAGCUCAGCAGUUUGGCAGCAUCAGCGGCGCUCAGCUUCCAGAACGGCAAAGGAUUCUUCGACCUGUACAACGCUAUCCAGAACGAUGUCAAUUGUGAAGCGGCGUACCCAGCAGACUGUUCAGCAUUCCACGAACACGAGCUGAAAGUGACCACAGAAGUGUACCAUAGCGAAUUAUAAGUACUUACCUAUAAGUAGACCAACUUAAUUUAUGUAUUACCUAAUUUAAUUUUACCCCUUCCCUACACUUAGGUAAAGAGUGAGCACUAAUUUUAUUUUAUUUUUAUGAUUGUAUUAUUCAUUUAUGUUGUCGGUUUCCAUUUUUAUAAAGUGCACAAUUUAUGAAUUAAUAUUAUCAUGAUAAAAAUCUUCAUUUCUCAUUAUCUCUCAUUGUUUUCACUAAUCCUCACGAAAAAUAUGAUUAUAAAUUCAUCAAUGGAUUUGGGAUUCACAAUUCUUUGGAUCAUUUUCAUAUUGAUCCAUUAAAAUGAAAAUGAUCCAUUUCAUUCAUUAAUUUUAGCACUUCCAAAUAAAUCGUUGCACUUUACUAUUUUUAAUCAUUUAGUUUAUUAUUUAAUUUUUAUUGUAAAAUAACUGUACUUACCACCGUACUCAGAAUCAUUUAAUGAUGACUUAACCCAGUCCUUAUUAGCAAUUGUUUUCGGAACAAAAUCGUUACUAAGGAAUAGUUUAAGUAUUUAUUAAUGUCUCUGAGUGCGGCAGUGAGUGUUACUUAAUUUAAUAUACCUAUAUUUAAAAGUGAUAUUAUGAUGUUCUUAGUAAAAUUAUGUACUUAUCAGUUGUUUACAAUAGAUAGCUACUACACAUCAGUUAAAAUUUACCUUAAAUAAUACUUAUUAGCUCUGUUAUAAUAUUUUAUUCAGAAUUUCAGACCUAUCAAAAUCAUGGAUCAUUAUCAUUUUGAUCUUUACGACAAAACCCAGUUGCAUUUAUGUUUUGGAAAAUUAAAAAAUAUUAUGAUUAUUAAUUAAUUAAAGUAUAUUUAAAUAUUAAAAUUGUACUUAGUAUUGAUAGUUACUAUAAAAUUGAAAUUAAGUAAAAUAAUUUUAGUUUUUGCUGGACAUUUGGUGCUAAAGUUGAUAUUGCAUUUAAUUGACUUCUGCCUACCUUGAAAUGGUAGGCAGAAGUCGAAAUUAUAUAGAUAGAUGUAUUAAUAUAUUAAAAUUUCGAAUCUUAAUAUAAUAAUGAUUUAAAUAUAAUUUUUAAAUAUUAAAAUUUAUUUGAUGUCAUUCUUCUUUAUAUAAAAUGUAAAUACAUUCCAAAUUGAUGUAAGAAAUGGGAAAUAAAACACUUAGACUGAAAAA